AUGACGAAUCCUGAUUUAUCCGAAAAUUGCACAGAACUCAAAAAAAUCUUUUCUUAUCAAUAUUUGAAUUUAGCCGAAGCCGAAAAUGGCAAUAUUUUAGAUAUUAUUGUUAUCAUGUCAUUACAUUAUCUCGGCACGUUACAUGCGUUAUGGAUCAUGCGUCAGCGUCAAGAAUUACGGUCAGGUCGAAAUAAUUGUUCGCUAGCAAGAUGCCGCACAAUGUCGCAAUUGUAG
Molecule: messenger RNA, 234 nt
Organism: Cetraspora pellucida
Lineage: Eukaryota; Fungi; Glomeromycota; Glomeromycetes; Diversisporales; Gigasporaceae
Source: the annotation of a GenBank genome assembly